GGAAAUAGACUCCUGAAGAGUCUGAAUGAAGUUGUUUUUGUCGCUUCUUUGUUUUUUCUGAAGCAAAGUUUAUUUUAUUUUUUUAACCGCUCGGAGUUAUGCAAACGUGGAGUUUAGUGUCAAUUAGCGUCUUACUCGCUGUCGUGGUGAGAUGGGGCGUGUCGUUAAACUCAUAUUCAGGUGCAGGGAAACCUCCCAUGUUUGGUGACUAUGAAGCCCAAAGACACUGGCAAGAAGUGACCUACAACCUCCCUCUGCAGCAAUGGUACUUCAACACCUCUGACAAUGACUUGAACUACUGGGGUCUUGAUUACCCCCCUCUCACCGCCUACCACAGCUGGCUCUGUGCUUAUGUAGCAAAUAUUAUAAACCCUGAGUGGGUGGAGCUGCAUAGAUCCAGAGGCUAUGAAAGUCCUGCACACAAAUUAUUCAUGAGAACUACAGUCCUGGUGACCGAUGUGUUGAUAUACAUUCCUGCUGUUGUUUUCUACUGUUUAUAUCUGACUGGCGGCUCUGCUAAGAAAAGGGUUUCACUUCUUCUCAGCGUUCUUCUUUACCCGGGACUGAUUCUCAUCGACUAUGGCCAUUUCCAGUAUAACGGUGUGAGCCUGGGCUUUGCCCUGUGGGGGGUUCUGGCUCUGGGGCUCGGCUGGGACAUGUCGGGCUCCGUGGCCUUCUGCCUGGCUCUCAACUACAAACAGAUGGAGCUGUACCAUGCACUGCCCUUUUUCUGUUACCUUCUUGGAAAGUGUGCCAGAGCUGGGCUACUUGGGCGUGGGUUUAUCCUGUUGGUGAGAAUUGCUGUGGCAGUGUUGGUAACUUUUGCCCUCUGCUGGCUGCCCUUCCUACCCGACCCCAGCCAGGCCUCGCAGGUGGUCAGGAGGAUCUUUCCCGUGGCUCGUGGCCUGUUUGAGGAUAAGGUGGCCAACACAUGGUGCAGCCUGAACACCCUGAUAAAGAUCAGAUCCAUUCUGACAGCCGACUCUCAGCUUUACCUCAGUUUUGCUUUGACUCUCUUAGCCGCACUGCCAUCCUCUAUCAGACUGCUGAUGAAGCCCACCUUCUGGCACUUCAAACUGGCUUUGGUCAACUCAUCUCUGGCCUUUUUCCUUUUCUCCUAUCAAGUCCACGAGAAGUCCAUCCUAUUGGCUGCCCUCCCGGUCUGCCUCCUCCUGAACGACUUUCCAUUUAUGAGUGUUUGGUUCCUGCAGGCCUCAACGUUCAGCAUGCUUCCUCUUUUCCUGAAAGAUGGCCUGCUGGUGCCCUACGCUGUGACAUCAGUGGGGUAUCUCUUCCUUACCUUCUACUUAUUGUCCGCUCUGGAUGACUGCUCAGAGGCCGAGAUGAAUCUGGGAUGCUAUAGCAAGCUGUUUUUCUUCCUACCCAAAACUUACCUGGCCUGUAUGAUGAGAUGGAAGUUCUACCUCAGCAUUGCUCUUAUGGCUGUUUUGAGCAUCCUGAGUGUCGUCUUGGACCCACCGCCACAUCUACCGGACCUGUUUCCUGUGCUGGUGUCAACGACCGCCUUCCUGCACUUCCUGGGAGCCUUCCUACAUUUUAAUAUUGUCCAGUUCAGCGAGCCGGUCAGCAAGAAAAGCCAAAAGAAAAACAACUAAGCUAUUUUUUUUUUCUUUCUUUUUUACCCCAGGAGACUCAUCAUUAUACUGUUAGGCGUAUUGGCUCUGCACAUUUAUAUAGUACAUUAGGCUUUUAUGACAUUCUGUCAAACAGAUAAAUUAAAAGUAUCUGUAUUGAAGAAUGUUGUGAGAUCAAAUGAAAGGACAAAGUAUUGGUAGUUUUGCUGUAUGGACCAACGAUGCAUGUGAAAUAUUCUUUGGAUAAAUUGUUUUACUGUAAGGGAAACGGCAUCAUUUCUAUUUUGUAAUAAAAAUUUACACAGGCAGGUAUCCUGCAGCCUAGAUAUGCGACUUUCAAUGCCACAUCGAUAAGAACUUGUAAUAAUAAUUAUUGUUGAAAGCAUAAAAGGUGUUGAUUUAAUUGUGCUGUUACUGUUCAUUGUGUCUCUUGGGCUCUUUAAGGAUUGUGCUGAUUGCACAUUGACCUGUUUUGUAUUCCUGCAAACUUUUCUUUGUUUUCUACUGUGCAUUCCUGUGAUUCAUUAAAGUUAUUUUGAACAAA
Fundulus heteroclitus (mummichog) is the source of this 2139-nucleotide messenger RNA. RefSeq names its product ALG6 alpha-1,3-glucosyltransferase (gene alg6). Lineage: Eukaryota; Metazoa; Chordata; Actinopteri; Cyprinodontiformes; Fundulidae. Gene Ontology annotation, biological process: protein N-linked glycosylation. Gene Ontology annotation, molecular function: dolichyl pyrophosphate Man9GlcNAc2 alpha-1,3-glucosyltransferase activity. The coding region runs from base 99 to 1616 and encodes 505 amino acids. Gene Ontology annotation, cellular component: endoplasmic reticulum membrane. The record is from RefSeq and is a predicted model, not a curated record. The transcript has 14 exons.